This is a messenger RNA of Neoarthrinium moseri, 897 nucleotides long. RefSeq lists its product as uncharacterized. Gene Ontology annotation, molecular function: transmembrane transporter activity. The transcript has a single exon. Bases 1 to 897 code for a protein of 298 amino acids. Lineage: Eukaryota; Fungi; Ascomycota; Sordariomycetes; Amphisphaeriales; Apiosporaceae. The record is from RefSeq and is a predicted model, not a curated record. Gene Ontology annotation, biological process: transmembrane transport.
AUGUCGGCCGACUUCUGGGCCGGGUACAUCAGCGGUGCCGUAGGGAUCCUGAUCGGCAACCCUCUGGAUCUGAUCAAAGUGCGUCUGCAAGCCAAGGACGCAAUCGGGGCGCAGACAGCCACUGCCUAUGCCCGCCAGUUCGAAGGCGCAUCGUCCCUGAUCACGGGUACAGCCGCCCCGGUGCUGGGCUACGGAGCACUUAACGCAUUGCUGUUCGUAUCAUACAACCGGAGCGAGGCGGCCAUCAACAAUGCCUUGUCGCUGUCGCCCAACCUGUGGACGACAUGGGUGGCCGGGGCCAUUGGCGGCCUGGCGACGUGGGUGGUGAGCACCCCCACCGAGCUCAUCAAAUGCCGCGCGCAGCUGUCGUCGCCGCCGCAAUCGAGCUGGGCCAUCACGAAGCAGAUCCUUCGCCGCGAGGGCGUAAGGGGCCUCUACUUUGGCGGCCUCGUCACCGCGCUGCGGGAUAGCAUCGGCUACGGCUUCUACUUCUGGUCGUAUGAGCUGAGCCAGCAGCUCAUGGUGAGCUCUACCAAAAAGGAGCCCUCGCUCGCGCAAGAUGCUGCCAAGGUCCUCCUGUGUGGAGGCCUGGCUGGCGUUGUGACAUGGGCGAGCAUCUUUCCCCUCGACGUCAUCAAGACUCGUGUACAGGCGCAGACACUAGACCCCGAGGCAAGGCCUUUGAUAGAGAACCCGAGGAAGCCAUAUAGACGGCUUGGCGCCGUAGAAAUAACGAAGGAGGCAUAUAAAGAGGGCGGGGCUCGGGUAUUUUUCAGGGGGUUAACCAUCUGUAGCAUCCGAGCCUUUGCUGUGAACGCGAUCCAGUGGGCUGUGUAUGAAUGGACGAUGUACGAGCUCGGGGAAAGGAAGCAGCGAACGAUACCAGAUCCGCUAUAG